Molecule: messenger RNA, 1218 nt
Organism: Lasiodiplodia theobromae
Lineage: Eukaryota; Fungi; Ascomycota; Dothideomycetes; Botryosphaeriales; Botryosphaeriaceae
Product: FAD linked oxidase
Exons: 10
Coding region: 1-1218 (405 amino acids)
Molecular function (GO): FAD binding
Source: RefSeq, a predicted model, not a curated record
AUGAUUCGACCGACUUCUUUGCUGCUGGCAGCUCUGGCUUUGACAGCCUUACCUUUCUCAAAUGCUGGUUCCAGUGCUGCUUCUGACGCCUGUGAUCAGAUCGACUCCAAGAUAUCGAGUGCAAGCGAUAUCGUCAGCAAGCUGAACCCCGCUUUCGUGCAUGAUAUUCAUCACUGGUAUCUGUCGUCAAGCCAAAUCCCAGAAUGCGUUUUCGAACCCGGUUCCGUUGAUGACUUGGCCACUGCAAUGGAGAUAAUUAGCUCGACGAGGUCUCCAUUCGCCGUGAAGUCUGGUGGACAUGCAUCUAAUCCAGGAUUUUCAAGCACUCCGGGUGUCCACAUCUCCUUGAAACGCAUGGAUCAAAUCGUGCUUUCUGAAGAUAACUCUACCGUCGAAAUUGGCAUGGGACUUACGUGGGCUGAUGUUUACGAAGAACUGGACGACGCUGGCUACAAUGUUGUUGGCGGCCGUGUGGUUGGCCCAGGAGUCGGUGGUUUCACCCUUGGUGGUGGCUUCUCAUGGAAGACUAAUCAAUACGGCUUGACGUGUGACACGGUCAAGAGCUUCACCUUAGUGUUUCCGAACGGAACUAUCACUCGCGUUGAUUCGGAGCAGCCAGACCUUUUUUUCGCUCUGAAGGGAGGGUUAAACCGUUUUGGAGUUGUCGCUUCUGCUGAGUUCUACACCCACGAACAGCCGCCCCAGGUAUACGGUGGAGUAAAAGUCUACGGAAGCGACGAAAUCGACGCUGUUCUCAAUGCGACCGCUCAGUUCGACGCGGAGAACACCGACCCCAAAGCGCAAAUUAUCACAACACUUCGGGGCGAACCGACCCUUAGAAAGACCAUGAUCAAGCACAGUGGAGUGAGCGUCAGCUACGAUAUUGAACCGUUUCUGAAGACGUGGGGUGAGCAUGCAACGGAGAGCGCCUAUCCUCAUACCAACUCACCACUACCUCUUAACAUGGAUUUUGCUUGGCUCUCGUCUGAUGAUGAUGAGUACUGGUAUAAUGCGAUGCGCUCGUCUGUCAAUCGUUUGAAGGACGUUGCCAUGCAGGAGGGAAUUCACUCCAACUUCACAACCUACCCUAACUACGCCAUCACAAAUACCACAGCUGAGGAACUCUACGGCACUCAGAACGCAGCGCGUCUCCGCAGUAUCCGGAAUCAGGUUGAUCCUGACCGUGUAAUGGAACUCGCAGGUGGAUUUUCUAUUUGA